UUGUUCGAUCACAUAGCAGAAUGUAUGGCGCACUUCAUGAAGGAGCAUGGUGUGUAUCGAGAGCAACUUCCCUUGGGCUUCACCUUCUCCUUCCCUUGCAAACAAGAGGGUCUGACUAGAGCCAGACUUGUCCAGUGGACUAAGGGCUUCAGAUGUAGUGGGGUUGAAUCACAGGAUGUUGUCCAGCUCCUCCGUGAGGCUGUUGCACGGCGUGGGGUAUGUCUUACUACUCUCAUUUCCAGAAUCAAGAGCAGAACUUACCUAGAUAUACAAAUUACCGUGUGUGCUUUAAUCAAUGAUACUACGGGGUGUCUGAUGUCCUGUGCUUGGAAAAGCAGAUCAUGUUAUGUGGGUGUCAUCAUUGGAACAGGGACCAAUGCCUGCUACAUGGAGGAACUGGAUAAUGUGGAGCUAGUGCAAGACUUGCCAGAAGUGAAUGAGGAAGGUCCAUCACAGAUGGUGGUCAAUACUGAAUGGGGUGCUUUUGGAGACAAUGGGGAAUUGGAAUUCAUUCGUACUGAGUAUGAUCACGAGAUAGAUAGGAAUUCCAUCAAUAAGGGUCGUCAGCUGUAUGAGAAGAUGAUCUCGGGUAUGUACAUGGGAGAAUUGGCCAGACUGGCUCUGGUUCGCUUAGUGAAGAUGAACUUGAUCUUUGAAGGCCAAGGUUCAGAGCAACUCUUUGAAAGAGGCUCCUUUGCUACAAAGUAUAUCUCUGAAAUUGAAGAUGACAAGCCAGGAGAAUAUCAUAACUGUAUGCAAGUGCUGGAGGAGUUGGCUCUUGAUGCAACUGAAGAGGAUUGUGCCAGUGUACGAUACGUUUGUGAGUGUGUGAGCAGACGUGCAGCUUAUCUUGUUUCAGCUGGAAUUGCAACGCUCCUCAAUAAGAUGAAGAGACCCAAGGUCACUGUGGCUGUGGAUGGCUCUGUCUAUCGGUUUCAUCCGCACUUUCACGACCUCAUGACAGCCAAGAUCUCACAACUCCUCAAGCCUGGCAUUAAGUUUGAACUGAUGCUCUCUGAAGAUGGAAGUGGGAGAGGAGCUGCCCUGGUUGCAGCUGUUGCUUGCCGAAUUGCCCUACAACAGGCAGAGCAGCAAUCUUCAGCAUCAUCCUGAGAUUAGCUGUUACAAUUGGUGUUCAUUUCUAUAGUCAAGAGGACUGAGAGGCGAGGCUCCAUUUCUCAUGUGUUAGUUGAGAUGUCACACUGCAACUAGUACUUGCCUUCCCUGUUCGAGAUGUAUGUUUUAUUUUAUGGCAUUGAGAUUGAGAAGAACUGGAAUUUUACAUUGGAUUUAUCAGAACACACUUAGGAUGUUUUACGCUUCCUGUUUGGCUGAGUUGUUGAGGAUCAGAUUUUUUAGGAUGCUGGAGUUGGUGCAAAGUAGUCCUGUCCUUCAAAAUAUCUAGGAAGGCUUUAUGAAUGUACCUUGACUCCAAAAAACUAGACUAAGCUCCCACUCCUGAAGGAAGUCAAAUACUUUGGAGAGCAAGUUCCAUUUCAGGGAGCUUCAACUCACUGAGUCAGUGUGGUGCCUAUAAAUCUGGCUUUCUUGGGUUGCUUUUGGCCCGAUGUUGCAAGACAGUUUGUACAGAUGAUGUGCAAUAUGAAAAAGUGAAUCUCUCGUGAUAGUCUGUCUGUAUGUGUGCAAGGUGAGAAGAGAGCUGGUUGUUUUCAUCUCUUGUUCUUGGCAAGUAUUCAGUUUUAUUGUAAGACCAUCACUCUUCUUUGUCCCCUGUUGCAUGAGAGAGUAUUUAUUAUAUUGAUUAUGCCUGCUGUUAUGGAAGCUUUAUUUUGAAGAUUUGUUUCUAAUUUGAAAUAGGUUCCCUCUGGGCUGCACUUCCUCCAGUCAUAUGCAACAUAGAAAAAAACUAAUCUGCAACUAGGAUAUAUUUAUUAUGCUCAAAAUGGCCGCCUUUGCUUUACAUGGUAUUUCAUGGUUUUAUUUCUAAAUAAUUUUUUUUUCAAAACCCUUCUUUCCUGUUUCAAUCUCAUUGCACUUGGGUCUGAAGGAAUCUGGAAUUAGAAUCCUUUCAUCCACA
Messenger RNA from Darwinula stevensoni, 2038 nucleotides. NCBI's taxonomy places the organism in Eukaryota, Metazoa, Arthropoda, Ostracoda, Podocopida, Darwinulidae. The record is from the annotation of a GenBank genome assembly.